UCACCUGAAAGUGGGAAAAGCCGGUUAUAUAAACUUCCAGAGAGGGGAUGGCUUGCACUUUGAAGACAAUAUGCACCAUCAGAUUUGGAAAAAAUAAAUCACAACUUCCUGGGGAAAAACACCACACGAUUCUACUGUAUGUUUGCCUGUGAGACGAGGAUUCUGCAGCAACUGGCUGUUCUGGUGGUGUGCCAUGGCGUAGCAGUGGGUCAGAUCCCCUCACAUUACUUCCUGGUCCAGAGGCCCAUGUCCUGGUCCAAAGCCCGGGAGUUCUGUCAGAGGCACUACGUGGACCUCGCCGUGCUCAACACGGAGGAGCAGUACUUCACUCUCCUCAAUGCCACGCUCGCAAGCAAAGGCAGCUUUUGGCUUGGCCUGCGACGCCAGAGCAUCCUCGGUGGCUGGACCUGGGUGAACGGAGAGGAGCUGCGGUACGAACACUGGUACAGGUGGAAUAUCCAAGGCCGCUGCGCAAGCAUGGAGUCCAUGUUGGCUAAAGACGAGAAGCUUUUGGCUCGGUACUGUGACGAGCGGCACAUGUCCGUCUGCCAGGGUUCAGGUUCGCCACAAUCCCUGGCGGCGGACUCAGUGGGCACUGAUCAGUUGAAUCUCAGCUGGAGCGUCUCCGCCUUCAUGCAGAUGACACCGCACAGUUACAACGUGACGACGUGCGCCAGCUCAUGUGCUACGCUCCUUUACUCCUACACCAAUGGCUCCGCCUUCAUGAACGUCAGCAUCGGCAACUUGACCUCAGCCACAGAGUACUCCAUCAGGAUCGCCGCUUUUGUGGUCCGGCGCGACAGUGUCACCGGUGGGAGAACGACCCUUCAAAGUAACCCUACGGAUUUACAGGUCAAAACAGCGGAUUCUUGUGAGCAGCACAAAGUCAUCGCUGUCGUUUUGAAGUUGCUCAAGCUUGUGUCUCUGGCUCCUCCACUGUGGAUUCUUUAUCGUAUCCUGAAAAAAGACGAUGGCUACGACGACGAUGACGUUGAGUCAGUUCAUGACGUCUCAUCCGUGGAGUUAUCAACUGAGGAUGCAACGAUUGAUCUGAUCCCAGAGAAAACCCGAGGAAUCAGCUAAACGGGCAGAAAAUGUGCACCCCACUGAGUGACUAUGUAAUCCUCCGGUAACGUUGUUCGCGUUGGCAUGAUUUGUUUACAAAUGUAAACAUAUCCUGAACAAAAGGAAUAUAUAACUAAUAGAAAGGGACGAGUUCUGUCACCUGGAAAAACAGAUUAGUUAAUGCACCAUAGGAAGAGUUUGGAAGUUUUUUGAGCAACUGAGCAGGCGCUCAAUCACCUGGAAACAUGAUUUUGUUCCCUGAACUGACCCAUUCUGUUUGACUCCUGCUGCACGCUCGUGCCGUUCGUCAACUGAAUAUUAGUUUGAUUAGUUUUGCAGUCUGGGUGAAUUUCCAAACGAGUAAUCAUGUGUAUGAAUGUGCAUUUCAUGGCCUGACGAAUGAAGACGUGGCACCUGUGUUGUCCUGGUAGAUGCCACACAUCCAAUCCAAAUCCAAUCCACAUCCAAAGUGGAGUUCAGCAGUACACACGGUGCAUCGCCCAUGGUGGUGUUUAUUCCCUGUUCAGAGGAAAAAGAUAGUCCCCUGGAUUUUGGGGGGUAUUUCUGUGUCAUACUCACUUUCACGUUGUCAUCUCUUCCACACUCGCCAAAGCAUAAACGUACGCGUUGGCAGACAGUGGACACAUGGAUAACUGUAGUGUCCACAAAGAACGUUUACCACGGAGCUGGGAAACACAGUUUGAUGUGUGCCAUGAGGCUUCCUCAUUUUAUAGGUUCUAGACCAACAGUGUGAGUUCUCAGCAAAGGUGCUUAGCAAAAUGUAAGAUCUAUUACUAAACGUUAGUCGGUCAGUUUAUUUAUUUCAAAAGGCAACAGGCCGAUAAAUGUGAAAGUGUCCAGUUGUGUUGGUUGAGGGUAAAUUUCAUCUGGUGUCCCGGGCCAGAAGUUACAACACAACCUAAAAUGUCAUGUUAAGCCUUGACUUGACAUUAUUUCAGUGAAAUGACGUAAAGCCUGUGAUGAAAAUUUUAUUUUCGAAUCAAGGAAAACGUCAGCAUGGAGUUGGCAGCAAAUUCUAAAAGUAUUAGUCAUAUCAUCGAGGCAACCGUUUAUGUAAUAGGCAUAUUUCUUAUUUUUGCCCUAACAUGUGGUUUGUAUUCAUUGUUUGUGUUUUGCUUUUUAUGUAUCUAUUUUUUAUUAAUGCUUUGCCGACUACAUCAGAUUCAGUUCCAUGUGUUUAAAAUAAUUUUAAGGAGAGCGUGUCAUUAAUUAAUACCUAAAGUGAUGAUUUUGGAGAAAAAAAAGAUUUUGCGUUUUCGAUAAAUAAUGUAUUCCGACCACAUAUGCUGUAAUGCAAUUUAUUCCCUAUUUCCCAAUCAAAGUAUUAAGUUUGAAAGUAUGAUGGAAAACCAGUAGGGACGACAUGGCCUAGAACUAUUUAUCAUUUUGUCACAUUUCGUCGGCCCUUCGCGGUUGCGUUUAAUAAUAAUAUCUGCAUGAAGAUGGAUUAACAGAUCAUAAAUGAUCGAUGAAUAAGUCUGAAGAGAGCACGUUGUCUGAUAUCGACUCUUGCCGAUAAGCUUCCCAGCCGCUGUAGCUGACAAUAGUACGAGCGGAACUCCACAAAGGAAGGAGAGAAGAUCCUCUUAUACUUGUACAAUCCAGUGUUGCAAACAAUCCCCAUUAUACAGUUGCUGUAAAACAUCUCUGCCAGAGAGACAAAAACACAUUAUAACUUACAUCAUUGCCUACAACAGAUAUGCUUUUGUAAAGGAGAUGCUUUGUCUUGAAGACUCAAAACAACCUGCAGAUACCCUGACUGUAUACUCGCAUGUGACUAGUAUCUGUCUUUGCCUGUUCAUACAACUGAUGAAUAAUUUUGUGACUCUUUUGUUCAUUUGACGAAUAUUAAAGUAAAAACAUUCACA
Messenger RNA from Scophthalmus maximus (turbot), 2954 nucleotides. RefSeq lists its product as uncharacterized. The record is from RefSeq and is a predicted model, not a curated record. Lineage: Eukaryota; Metazoa; Chordata; Actinopteri; Pleuronectiformes; Scophthalmidae. Bases 139 to 1083 code for a protein of 314 amino acids. The transcript is spliced from 5 exons. Gene Ontology annotation, molecular function: protein binding.